Messenger RNA from Lottia gigantea (owl limpet), 2575 nucleotides. RefSeq lists its product as hypothetical. The record is from RefSeq and is a predicted model, not a curated record. Lineage: Eukaryota; Metazoa; Mollusca; Gastropoda; Lottiidae. Bases 176 to 1252 code for a protein of 358 amino acids. The transcript is spliced from 7 exons.
CUGAACACAGCUAAGAAAAUGGAACCAAUUUGAGUGCUAAUUCACAGUGUUUGACAGAUUUAAUAGCGGUUUAUGCCAAGAACUAACUCUCUAAUGUUUUAGUCAAGAUAUAAAGUUGAUGAGAAAGCUUAUAAUUAUCAUCUUCAACUUCAUAUAACAGAACCGAUAACUUACAAUGGAUACCACAAUUGCUAAAAACUUUAUUGAAAAUAUUUCAAAACACAUUCAGUUAUUGUUACGUCAUUACAUACCAUUUGACCAUCAAGUAGAAGUUAUGGGACAUUUGAAUAUAAAUGUGGAUUUUAAUUCAAGAGUGAAUUAUAUUGUGAGUGAAAAAUGUGAAAAAGAGAAAGACUCAGAAUUUAAAGCCAUCAGUUCAAGUUUUCAUGUCAGUCCAGACCGAACAUCAGUAUUAUCACCAGCCUGUACACUGUCACCAGUCAAGGAUGAUGAACUACAGACACCCUUACCAACCCCAGCCUUUAAAAGACCACAUUCAACCCCAUUAAGGAAAUCACCUAUGAAACGUUCAAGGCUAAGUAGUGUUCGAAAGAGCCCAAAUGAAUCUCCUUCAACAUCAACAGAUACACAUGGAGAUGCAGAGCAGUCAGAUGAUCUAGAAACAGAUGAUAUGGUAGCUGCUGUAAAUGAACCUGCUUCAGAAAAUGAGGAGGACGAAGGUGAAGAUGAUACUGAAUCAUUUAUGUCAGAUGUGUCUUUCUCAGAAGAGACAGUAGCUGAUGAUGGAGUUGAAUACACUAUUAUAGAAUAUGGUACUCAGAUGGGCAAACCAUUACUAGUGGACAAUAUUGGUUACAGUUAUAAUUUAAGAAUAAAACAUUCUGGUUCAGAUGAUUCACAAGUGCCUGAUUCUGGGAUUUGGAGAUGCACAAAAAGAAAUAAAAAGCUACUGUGUCCAGCUUCAGUUCAUCAGAAUGGGGAAUCCUUUACUACUGGUAAUAGGGCACAUUUACAUGCACCUCAGAAAGGACUACUUACAUCAGCUCUUAUCUAUGCUGAGAUCAGAAAUCAAGCCAUGACAGAUUUUCAAACUCCAGCUUCUAAAAUUGUGGCUAGAGCACUAUCUGUGGGUGGAGGAAAUGAAGCAAAUUUACCAAAAGAGUCAAAUCUUCGUCGGUUAUUAUCACGUUAUAGGUGUCGAGAACGUAAGCGGCUGACUGAAGGUGAUUUAAAAGGUGAAAAGGAGGAAGACCAUGAAUAUUUGACUAUUAUCUUGCCCGAUACUGCAUGAUAAAUUAUUUCAUGUCACUUCACAAUAAAAAUUGUAUCAGUGUAUUUAGGAAUUUUUAUUUUCAGAGUGAUAUUAUGAUGUAAUUAUUUGAUCUAAGCUAGCCUACUUAAUGCUUAUUUUAAUCUUCUUGUCUACAGUUUCAUUAAAGGGACAGGUUUACCAUUCACUAGCUAAACAGUAAUAGUAAUCACAGCUCACUGUCGAAAUUUGAGCCUUUCAAAUCCAUGUGUGCCCAGAAAAUAUAAUUUAACCUUGACAAUUGUCUUCCAAUUUAGUUAGUCUGCCCAUACCCAUAAACUGCGUCACCACUAACUGCACAGACUAGCGUAAUUACAAAAACUAUGUUCUUUUUAAAUAAACAUAUACAAACUCAUUUCUGUUAAAAAAAAUUUUUUUAGUACCCAUUCUUUACAAACAUGACCUUUAUUUGCUGGAAGCUGAGGCUAAUACUGUAUGGGUGGUUGUAUGAGGUAUUCAUUACUUCCAAACCUUGUUUAUGGAUUAUAAAUUGGAUAUGUAAGGGAUUUGUCUUCAUUUAAUUUAUCUACAAAAAAUGGAUAAGGCAAGGGAAAUUUUUUUAAAAUAAUUUUCAUUUGGGCUAGUAGUAUAGUUUCUUACAUUUAACUUAAAAAGUUUGGAUUAAAAUCAUGGGAUAUAUUUCAUUUACAAAAAUCAUUUUGCAAAAAAGGAAAAAAAGGGUCUCUAUCACUUAUUUAUUCCAAUUUUUUUUUUAUGUACUUUUACCUAUUUCAAUUUGUUCACUCAUGAAAUUAUUAUUUGAGCACCAGUUUCUCGGGGAAAACUUUAACAAGGUACGUAACCUCUCACGUGAUAUUUCUUUUAUAUUCAAAGUGGUUACGAAUUGUCUCAAUGUACCGGAAAAGACAAGGUUAGUUUCCUGCUUCUGCAUCGAAAUUAUAUGUUUGAAAUAGUUUUAAUUGAUUGAAUAUCAUCACUUUCAUGUAUUGUUUAUUUGAAUAUGUAGAAUGGAGAUCAUAAAAUGACAGAAAGUCAAAGGAUAGCGAACGAGUGGAGUGGGAUGUUUCGUCAUAUAUUUCGUCGUACUCCAACCUUGCGUCGUUUCGCCAUUUUGUUCAAAGUAAAGUUGGAUCUCACUCACUGUCAAAUUGCCAAAAAAAGAGUUUUUGUUUUUAUGGAUAGAACUAGUGUGAAAUAGUUUAAAUAAAUGUUUUAAGCAAAAAAGAAAUUUUUGUUAAGAAUUGUCCACUGAUUGCUGAUUCCUGCAAGUCAAUGUAGAUUUUAUCAACUAAGAAAUAAAUGAUGUGGAAAAUUAUUGCCAAAUAAAAUAAAUUUACCAACUUG